Mytilus californianus (California mussel) is the source of this 1684-nucleotide messenger RNA. RefSeq lists its product as uncharacterized. The record is from RefSeq and is a predicted model, not a curated record. Bases 36 to 1667 code for a protein of 543 amino acids. The transcript is spliced from 6 exons. Lineage: Eukaryota; Metazoa; Mollusca; Bivalvia; Mytilida; Mytilidae.
AACUUUCUAAAUAUUUCCUGAUUAAUCUAAUUAAAAUGCUGAAAUUGGUAUAUCUUAUUAUAUCAAUAUGUGAUUUAUGUAAUAUUGUAAAUUGUCUUAAUGAGACAGAUGAAGGCGUGUGUACAAACUGUAAUGGUAAUCUGACUUGUUGUUGUUACAACUACGAACUGAUUAAUGGCAGUUGUGUAGUUUGUCAAACUGGUUUCAUCAAUCGAAAUGGUGGGAGUUCUUGUAUACCAUGUGAAGACAAUUGGUACGGAAAACAAUGUCUCAAUCUUUGCGAAUGUGAAUUUUACCAAAGAUGUAACCAUGUUCAUGGUUGUUUAAAUGAAACAAUUACUACAGAACCAAUACAGACGAGUACACCAGAGUGGAUAUGGAGCACCGCUGUAAGGGAAAAUUUGACAACAGUUACUUCAAUGUCCUUCAGCAAUGUUAAUACGAUGAUCCAAAACAUUACUCCUCUUAAAGAAAUCACUGGGCUUUUACAGCGGGAAAUAGUUAUUUAUUCCGUGGUCACUGGUAGCCUUGUAGUGGCAAUAGGUCUUACUAGUUUAGUUCGGAAAUACAGAAGGAAGAGUAAAGGCAAAGCAACAAACCCGGGAAUUCCUAAUACAAAUCAGAGCAAGUCUCUGAGGCGAAUGCGUACUCAUGUCGAUUCGGCUUCUAGUUUAUACGCUGAAAUCGACGAGACCAUGUUGGUAGAAAAUUCUGAUAUGAGAACUUGGCAGGCUAAAAAAUCACCAAAUGCAAUUGUAGAAUUAAAAAAUAAUGACAAUACAAGCUACCUAUCUCCCGUUCAUUCAGAAGGUGAUAGCAGUAGCUUUCGUGGAUCUGAAAAAGAUGUAAACCGAAGCUAUUUGUCGCUCCAUGCAUCAGAUCAAAACCAAAACUCAGAUGAGUUCGAUAUAGAUGAUGACGCAACGAGCUAUCUUCAUCCUUAUCAUUCAAUUGAUGAAGACUGGCAGGAAAAGACACAUCAAUAUGGUGUAACGCAUGCUCCAAGCAUAGAGGUGGACAAUUCGUCUGAUUCUAGUACGCAAAUGAUAACUGAUGGAUACUUAAAUCCAUACCAACCCUUGAACGAAGACUGGAAGCAAACAUCUCAUAGUUACGAGAUACCUGUAACAAUUCACCAAUGUCAAGGAAAUUCAUUAUCAUCCCUCCUACCAAAGGAGAGUCUUAAAGGUGACAAUAACGAGGACCAAAUAGACAACAAUUUACAUAACACAGUGAAUGUUUUACAUCCCAGUCAGUCGUUAACGAACCGAAACUCUCAGACUUCUGAGAACUAUCACAAACAAACCAAUUUCGACGAAAAUACCUCCGAUAAAAAUAUACCGUCAAAAACAAAAGAAAUGUCGAUCACUUGUAAAUCAGAAAUAGCUAACACAGUAAAUGUCAAUAAUGAUUCAUUGUUAAUGCCGUCAAAAAUGGAAAUAAAAGAAAUGGCAGCUAGCUCUGAAAAUAACAUUGAACAUUCCAAAGAAAGUGUUUCACGAAAGGAAAGUGAACUUGACCAGGUGGGUGAAAGUGGUUUGCGUAAAAAUGAAAAUGUCCCUAUUAGCUGUAAUUCAUUGGAGGUUCAAAAUGUAAUUGUCAAUGACUCAAUCCUCAAUGGCACUAAUAUACAUGUACAAGAUUACACGGAUGCUAAAUCUCAAUAAAACGAAAGCAAUUUGGA